Molecule: messenger RNA, 5370 nt
Organism: Trachemys scripta elegans
Lineage: Eukaryota; Metazoa; Chordata; Testudines; Emydidae
Gene: PALD1
Product: phosphatase domain containing paladin 1
Exons: 20
Coding region: 395-3001 (868 amino acids)
Source: RefSeq, a predicted model, not a curated record
CCUCCAGCACACAGACAGUCAAGGCUGUUCUGCUCACAGAGUGAGAGAGCGGGCGAAUGAGCUAGCGCCUGUUGCUUGGCUGGUGCUUUUUUUUGCUGGCAAUGAGUAGGGUUUGAUCACUGACAACAAACUAUUACAGAUUUUGCUUCUCCUGCUGGCUCCUCUAUCAGCCCAGAACGAUGGGUUUAACUGCUUCGUCGCCAUAGCAGCCCUCAAUGGAUUGUUCUGAGAAGUUACAAGGAGAGCGAGAGGAUCUGUUCAAAUCUGUGCGGGGAAACUGCUUUCUGAAGCUCUGAGCUUUACGGGAUUUUUUGUUUUUUUUGCGUCCCUCCAGCACAGCGAAGAGGAAACUGAAUGACCUCCAGAGCUGCUGGAAUCCAGCUGCCUGUGGAUUAUGGGUACAACUGCCAGCACAGCUCAGCAAACAGUCUCAGCAGCUACGUUUGAGAACGUUCACGGCAACGGGACCAUGGAGGACCGCCACUCACUUAGCAUCCACUCCUGCCAGACGGUUGGCCUCCACAACAACAAAGCCAAGUCCAUCAUCACCAACAAGGUGGCACCUGUUGUCAUCACCUACAACUGCAAAGAGGAAUUUCAGAUUCAUGACGACCUGCUGAAGGCCAACUACACAGUGGGGCGGAUUUCAGAGACCACGUUGGAACACUACCUUGUACAGGGGAAAUAUUUUAUGGUCAGAGAUGUAUACAGUAAAUUAGAUGUCUUGAACACUACAGGCAGUUGUGGAGCUCCAAAUUUCCGACAGGCCAAAGGAAGGUACGAAGUGUUUGGAAUGGGACAGCCCAGUCUCAAUGGAUUCAAGCAGGUGCUGCAGAAACUCCAGAACGAUGGGCACAAGGAGUGCAUCUUCUUCUGUGUUCGUGAGGAGCCUGUUCUGUUUCUACGCAUGGAAAAUGACUUUGUGCCCUACACGCCAAGAGGAAAGGAGAACUUGCAUGAAAACCUGCACAGCCUGCAGAGAGGGGUCAAAGUGGACAACUUGGAGCUUGCAAUUCGGAAAGAGAUACAUGAUUUUGCUCAGCUGAGUGAGAACACAUACUACAUCUAUAAUGACAUUGAACACUUCAAAGAUGAGCCACACUCCGUGACCAUCCAGCGUGAAGAGGAUAUCCAUGUGAUGGAGGAGGUGUACAAGAGGCCUGUCUUCCUGCUGCCCUCUUACAGGUACCAUCGGUUGCCGUUGCCUGUGGAUGGGGCACCUCUAGAAGCACAGUUUGAUGCUUUCACCAAUUUCCUCAGGGAGAGUCCAAACCUGCUCCUGCUCCAGGACCCCAGCAGCCUGCCUCCUGCUUUACUCUUCAGCUGUCAGACUGGCGUUGGCAGGACUAACCUCGCCAUGGUCUUAGGCACUCUGGUGCUUUAUCAUCGCAAGGGGGCAGCACAGAAACAAGACCUUCCACAUCCUGCUAAUACUUUGUCAAGGGACCAAUUUCGGGUUAUUCAGAACUUUAUUGACAUGGUACCAAAAGGCCAACAAAUCGUUGAGGAGGUGGACAGUGCCAUUUCCUGCUGCUCUGAAAUGCAUGACAUGAAGGAAGCCAUCUAUGAGUAUAAGAAGAAAUUGGAAGGGAUUGGAGAAGAUUACCAGAUUCAGGGGAGCAGCACCAAAGAGUAUUUCCUUCAAAGGACUUUGCAGAGCCUUGAGCGCUAUUUCUACUUGAUUGCUUUCAACUACUACCUUCAUGAGCAGUACCCCUUGGCCUUUGCCCUCAACUUCAGCAGAUGGAGGUGUGGGCACCCAGAGCUCUACAGGCUGCAGAUGAACAUGAACCUGUCAGAGCUCACAGUGACGGGGGAACUGAUAACAAAGGGGACGCGAGUGCUAGUGGUGGAUGAACGUUUCUCCCCAGAUGUGCUCAGCACUGUCAAGGAAAUGAGGGUAGCCAACUUCCGGAGGGUCCCCAAGAUGCCUGUGUAUGGGAUGGCACAGCCCAACUCCAAGGCUAUUGGAAGUGUGCUAAGCUACCUAACUGAUGCAAAGAGGAAGUACUCCCACAUCACGUGGAUAAACCUCCGUGAAGAAGUGGUGCUGGAAGGAAAUGAACAAAUCUACACCCUCCGGGAACCUGGGAUCCUGGAACAACAGAUUACGGUUCCUGUUACAUCACCUGAACAAUUAGAGAAAUUAGAGUUCACCUUGAAGAAUGACGUGCUAAAGUCCCAGAAGUGGCUGGAGGUGUAUCUGGAACAGGAGAAGCAGAUGAAGAUGUUUAAGAGUUGCCUGACCACACAGGAGAUACUUAAUCAGCACAAGAGCACAUGCCAGGGGCUGGUGUACAAACGAAUCCCAAUCCCAGACUUCUGUGCUCCCAAGGAGCAGGAUGUAGAUCGGCUGUUGGAUGCAAUGAAGAGUGCGCUAGCUGAGGACUCUCACACGGCCUUUGUGUUCAACUGCCAUAGUGGCAGAGGGAGAACCACCACAGCCAUGGUUAUUGCUGUCCUCACGCUCUGGCAUUUCAAUGGCAUCCCUGAGAUGAGUGAGGAUGAAAUUGUGAGUGUGCCUGAUGCCAAGUACACCAAAGGGGAAUUUGAGGUGGUGAUGAAGGUGGUGCAGCUUUUACCAGAGGGGCACAGAAUGAAGAAGGAGGUAGAUAUGGCACUGGAUACCGUGAGUGAGACCAUGACACCUAUGCAUUAUCACCUGAGAGAAAUCAUCAUAUGCACCUACAGACAGGGGAAAACAGCCAAGGAUGAGAAGGAAAUGCGGACGUUGCAACUGAGGAGCCUACAGUAUUUGGAACGAUACAUCUAUCUGAUCCUGUUCAAUGCCUACCUGCAUCUGGAGAAGAAGGACUCUUGGCAGAGGCCAUUCAGUGUCUGGAUGCGUGAGGUGGCAGCCAAGGCUGGAGUUUACGAGAUCCUGAAUCAGCUGGGGUUUGCUGAGUUUGAGAACCUAGAAGACAAGUCUCUCUCCAACCUCCGCUAUCGCUGGCAGGAACAGAGCCGUAGCCAACUUCCAUUCCGAGGGGAGUUCAUUUAGGACCCAACGCUGUGAGGCACCUUGGGAAUUUCUACGUUUCUCCAGACUUAGCUGGUUCUCUUGCUUUUUAUGGGUGGGGGGAGGGAGAAUUUGCCUUAAGGAAAGACUUUGUUUCCAGAAAGAUUGGAGGGGGAUGGGACACACCUUAAACUGACUUUAAAAAACAAAAAUUUAUAGUGUUCUGUUAGACACAAUAAAAAAUAUUGUAAAUUAAAUAACAGGUGUCUAAUUGAAAACAUUGUGUAACCUUUAAAAAAAAAUCUCUGAAAUGUUUAAAACAUAAUCUUUUGAAUUUAGUGAAUGUAUUAGCAGCAAGUGCCAAAUUUUUCAUGGCCUUCCUCACUUUCCCACUUUAGCAGUGCAGACUAUGCACUAUAUAUAGAGAGAGUCAUAUAAAUGUAAAAGAAUUUGCAGGCCAACUUGGGAUUCAUGAAGAAUCCCAUAGGCACUAGAAUGAGAUCUGGAUUUUUAUGUUUGUGCAUAUUUAUUACACUUUUUAAAAUUAACUUUAUUAACAAACUGGAGGUGUUUGAGUAAAAUAUAAGCCAAUAACUUCCCACAGCCCUGCUACAGUCAAAAGCCUUGUUUCCAGUGCCUGGUCGCUUCUGUUGCAGUAUGGCACCAAAGUUUCUGUUUAGCAAAAAGCCACAUUUUGUAGAUCCAGAAAUAAAAGAUGAAAUCUUGGUCCAACUGAUAUCAACAGGAUUUUUGCCAUUGAAAUCAGGAUUUCACACAAUGUAUCUAAAGCAAUUAAAUAAAACCUUCACAGAGGAAAUAAUAAAAAAGAAGGGAUUGGAAAGAUUAAAAAAGAAAACGAAUCAAGAGUGUUCAGAUAAGGAAUAAAGUCGCAUUCCCAUUAUCACAUCUGAGGGAGAGGCUGGUUGCAGAAGUUUGGUGAGCAGAAAAGGAAUAGUCCAGAGCUAGUAUGAAUAGGAUGACAAAAUAAGAUAUGAAGUACAAAUGCACAAGCAUGCAGUCUUCUCUUUCCGAAUCGGCUUUCAUCGGUUGCCAGCAGUUCAGAAGGUGCAUACAUCAGAAAUUAAAAAGUGAAUUUUUUGAAAACAUUAAAAUAUCAAGAGGUGUGUUUUAUAUUUGGAAUUGUUUCUAUUGCUACUCCAAAAUCCAAGCACCAAGGCUUCUGUUUAUUAAGCAUUUUAUUUUUGGCUUCUUUCUGGUGGAGCAUUUUGUUUUGUUUACUUUUUAUAAAUGCAAAGCAUCAGAUCAAGUAUUUUACAUCUCCAGCAGGAUAUUUUAGGGUUUGAAUUAUUUGCUGGUGAUAUAACUGAAUAGAUAAAUUGGUAACUUGCAAGAGGCAGUCACAAUUUCUUUUUCUUUUCUUACCUCUAACAGCCAUCUGACAGCAUAACAUGUUUUCUCAUCCCCUAUCGUAACUGAAAGGUGGUUAUGUUGAAGUGACAUAAAACCAAAUUAAACUUGCUCAUUGAAGGUAGUUUAUGGCACCCAGUAUCCAAAGAACUUUGAAACAGCCCUGUUCUUUAUUGAUUUCUGUUACAAACAGAUGUAUACCAAUUUUUGUAUUCAGUUCCUUUCCUUUCUUAUAAUGGAACAUAUACUGUAUUUUUUUGCAAAACUACUGUACAGCUGUAUGCCUCCACUUUGUUUCUAAAUUUUACGUGAUCUUUUGGGUUUCUCUAUGUGUGUGUUUAUUUCAUUAAGGUUAAAGAUCUUUGUGGGGAGUAGGGGGUGCCUAAAUACCUUUCAGGAUCUGUGCCUAAGUGUUCCCUGAUUCGCCAAAACAGUUUUUUAAGGAAUUCUUGUGACUAACCUGAUAACUUCAUGUUUUAUAGAGUGCUACUAACAAAUCUACCAUAUUACAGGUUUCCCGAAAGUUGUACCUUUAACAUUUCUUGUAACUGGGCAAAGACCAUUGUGUUUCUCCAAAUGGACAUUUUGUUCCUUAAAGGUAUGAUGUCUGGGGUGAAUUCUGACUCCAUUGAAGUCAGUGCAAAACUCCCAGUGACUUCAGUGGAGCCAUGAUUUCACCCCUCAUGUCCACAUUUCCAUAGGCCAUGAGCAUUCGAUUUAUGGUUUCAGAAAACCUCUCUCUUGUACAGAAUGUUGUCGAACUAGCUAUUGAAAUUAUACACUUACUAGAAACUGGGCUUUCAGUAAAUGAAAAAUUACUAUAAUCAUUUUGAUAGUGCUUUUGUUAUGUUCUCAAAUCCUAAAAGAAAAUCUGACAAUGUAAUCUGCAACCUUGCCCCUAUGAUUCACUAGUUAGCACUAACCUAGGCUACUUUACUGAUCACAUUCCUUGCCAAUUUCCCUGCUUCUCCUUUAAUUGAAAAGUAACUUUUUGUUUAGAUUUCCCAUUUGUUCAAUCCAAUGAAACUUCUGUGAUUCUCUUA